UGUGUUGAUGUGAUUGUAAGAUGUGUAUAGGCAAUUCGAACUGUUGAAUAAAUGUUUACAAUCAUAUGUGGUUCAAUAUUUUUUCUUUUGAGGCUCUUAACACGCACAAACUCGUUGGAAAACAGUUUUAUUUUCAGAAAUGUCUCAGGAAUCAGAGUGCGAAGAUGAUAUCGAGCCAAAACUUAAAUAUGUAAGAAUUAGCAACGAUUUGCGUAAAAUUUUGAGUAGUGAUGCCGCUAGUUGUGUUGCUGUACAUCCAAAGUUUUUAUGUUUAGGUACUCAUUUUGGAAAAAUAUACUUGUUCGAUCAUCAAGGAAAUAUAGUAACAUUAAAUUCUAAUUCUAAAGAUUUACCUAUUAUGCCAUUGCCCAUCAAUCAAAUAAAUAUUGAUGAAAAAGGAGAAUUUAUAGCUGCUUGCUCAGGAGAACAUGUUAUUGUCAUUGGUUUAUACUCUUCAGACGUCAAUGUCAAUUUGCGUUUAAGUACUUGCAUUCUCUGUGUUUCUUUAGAUCCAAUUUAUCAUAAACCUAAUGCGGGCCACAGAUUUAUUACAGGAGGUAAAAAUCUAGCAUUGCAUGAAAAAACAUUCUUGGGUAGAACACGAACAACAAUUUUAUGCGAAUCAAGUAGUUUGGUACUAUCAGCAGUUUGGAAUAAUCAAUUUAUAGCAUGGUCUUCUGAAGAAGGAGUACGAGUUUAUGACAUAAAUGAACGCUGUUCUUUAGGAUUAAUUAAUUGGGAAUCUCGAAGUGAUGAUAUACAGAAGUACCGUUGCAACCUAAAGUGGUCAGAUUCAAAGACACUUCUGAUUGGCUGGGUUGACACAGUUCGGGUAUGUGUCAUUCGAAAAAGACACACAAUAGAAAUAUCCAAUGGAAAUAUGCCAGAGUAUAUUGUAGAUGCAGUAUCUACAUUCCAGAUGGACUUUUUUAUCUCCGGUCUCGGUCCCUUAGAAUUGCCAGACCAGCUGGUAGUUUUAGGAUAUCCAAAAGAAAAAGAUCCCAGCACAGGGAAAGCACUGCGUCCUGUUUUAUCUGUUUUACAUUAUAAAGAUUCGGAUUACGUAGAAGUAUGUACAGAUACUCUGACGCUACCUAUCAAGAGUAUACUUGCAAUGAUUACCAUCUUGAUUGUUUAAUUGAAGAAAAUCAAUUGUUUAUUAUGUCCCCAAAAGAUGUUAUAAUUGCGAGCCUAUAUGACCAGGAUGACAAAUUGCAAUGGCUAAUAGAUCACAACAAAUAUGACCAAGCGAUGGCAGUUUUGGUAAAAAAUAAUUGUACUUCAAGUCGCUGGAAUGAUAUACAAAUUGGUCGAAAAUAUAUUGACUUUUUAAUAUCAGAAAAUAACUAUGACAAAGCAGCAAAACUUUGUUU
Messenger RNA from Ctenocephalides felis (cat flea), 1373 nucleotides. RefSeq names its product vacuolar protein sorting-associated protein 41 homolog. The record is from RefSeq and is a predicted model, not a curated record. The transcript has 9 exons. The coding region runs from base 140 to 1138 and encodes 332 amino acids. Gene Ontology annotation, biological process: cellular response to starvation; protein targeting to vacuole; macroautophagy. Gene Ontology annotation, cellular component: late endosome; HOPS complex. Gene Ontology annotation, molecular function: protein binding. Lineage: Eukaryota; Metazoa; Arthropoda; Insecta; Siphonaptera; Pulicidae.